UAUUCAUCAUCUUUUUGGGGGGGGUCACACGUUGGGGAAGGGAACAUGAGUAGAGUAUAUAACCUCUAAAACACACCUAUUCAUCUUCAUCACGUGAAUCCAGGAGUCAUGGUUUGUGAAGGAAGUGCUGCUCUUUUCACUGCUCUAGUCCAGUAGGGGUCUAAUGAUUUAUCCUGAGCGCUUACACAGGAUGCUGGAAACAGGGCAUCCUUCUUGUGACGUCAUCAGCUGCAUCCUCAUCUCGCGCUUUCUCUGUAUAUCUCUCACUGACAUCCAGUCUCUCCAGAAGUCUUCUUCAUCAGCUGUGUUCGGGAAAUAAUACCACAUAUUCAGCAUCAUAUUGUUAUUCUUCACGUGCAUUGAUCAGGUAAGCAUUUUAUUCAGCCAAUUUAAAAAGAUGGCUGCCCAGGAAGUGCAGCCGAGUGAGACCAUAGCGAAGCUGAAAUCCGAGUCGGAGACGCUGAAGACGAAGCUCGAGGAGGAGAGGGCCAAGCUGCAUGAUGUGGAGUUGCACCAGGUGGCAGAGAAGGUGGAGUCUCUCGGCCAAUUUGUUAUGAAGACCAAAAGAACUCUGAAAGGACAUGGCAAUAAAGUGCUUUGCAUGGACUGGUGUAAAGACAAGAGGAGAAUUGUGAGCUCAUCCCAGGAUGGAAAGGUGAUUGUGUGGGAUGCGUUUACAACCAACAAGGAGCAUGCAGUAACCAUGCCAUGCACAUGGGUGAUGGCCUGUGCAUACGCCCCUUCUGGAUGUGCAGUAGCGUGUGGUGGUCUUGACAACAAGUGUUCUGUGUACCCACUAUCCCUGGAUAAAAAUGAGAACCUGGCAGCGAAGAAGAAAUCCGUGGCAAUGCACACCAAUUAUUUGUCAGCAUGCAGCUUCACCAACUCAGACAUGCAGAUCCUGACAUCGAGCGGUGAUGGAACAUGUGCAAUAUGGGAUGUGGAAAGUGGGCAGCUGCUCCAGAGUUUCCAUGGACAUGCAGCUGAUGUGCUUUGCCUGGACCUCGCUCCCUCUGAGACCGGCAACACCUUUGUGUCUGGGGGUUGUGAUAAAAAGGCAAAUGUUUGGGAUAUGCGCUCGGGACAGUGCGUCCAGUCCUUCGAGACCCACGAGUCAGAUAUAAACAGUGUGCGAUACUAUCCGAGUGGGGACGCGUUUGCCUCCGGCUCAGAUGAUGCUACUUGCCGUCUGUAUGACUUGAGGGCUGAUAGAGAGGUGGCAAUUUAUUCCAAGGAAAGCAUCAUAUUCGGAGCUUCCAGUGUAGACUUCUCUCUCAGUGGCAGACUACUAUUUGGUGGCUACAACGACUACACCAUCAACGUGUGGGACGUUCUAAAGGGGACCCGUGUAUCUAUUUUAUUCGGACAUGAGAACAGAGUCAGCACUCUCCGAGUCUCUCCUGACGGGACGGCGUUCUGCUCGGGGUCCUGGGACCACACUUUACGGGUCUGGGCUUGAACAGCAGCUUGCGUUGGCUGCUUGGUUCUCUCUGGCAUUGACAUCGACAGAAACAUUCAGUUAAACAAUUAUUAACUUCGUGUUGGAUUUAUAAGAAAUGCACAGAAGAGUAGAACAGGGUUGAAGACAGACGGUAGUCUAGACAGACAAGAGCACAAUGUUGUUUCUUUUGGGUUUGUUUAAUUGUUUUUUUGUUUUUUUUUUGAUAAAUAUAGGACCAAAAUUCGUCCAGAAACACUAGCUGUGUCGGAAAUCACAUAUUAUAGGUUAUUUAUCAAAAGUAAAUUCUUCUUGCUAAUACAUAAAGUGCAUGCCGUUGAGGGGAUUUCAUUUCACACUACUUCUCUGUGUUUAUAUGGCACCUGGAAACGACAAAUUAAAGUCUGAGAAUAGAAUAAAUCAUUAUAUAAAUAGAAUCGAUUGUAAGACAUUUGUUUUAGAUUUACAAUUUAAAGGGUUAGUGACCUGGUUUUGUAAUGAACGUAAAUAGACUGAUGGAUCAUAUUAAAAAAGGCAAUGUAAUACAAGAAAGUAUUAGUUUUUAGCUUUACCUACACACUUCAUAUCUAUCAACUCAAUACUUAUAACACGUAACUCUGUAACUGGCCAUUUUGUAAUGUCUAGGCAAAAAAUAUUAAUGAUAUACACUAUAGGUCAUUAAGCAUAUCUUAAUUGCAAAUGUAUCUCUGUCUUGUGAUAAUGUCUUUCGAACACAGAUGGUGAGACGAACUUCACUUACCGCUGUGCAGCUAUUUGUAGGAGGCUUGUGUGCUCAUUUACAAUUUUCAAUUCUAGUCUGAAAUAGCAAAGCAGCCAGUUGGAAGGGCAGAGUUGUUUUUUUUUUGUUUUUUUUUCAGUGCAGAUCGUUCAUCUAAUAUGCAAACAAUCCCUACUCAGUUAUCAUGUGCUCUUUGACAUACUGUAUAUCGGUCUGAAGUAAUAAUUGCACUAUAGGAACAGUUACUAACUGUAGCGAAAUGUAUAUAUAAUAUUUGUCCACAAUAAUAAUAGUGUCAUCAUGAAAGAGAAAUAAAUGGGUUUUACAUA
This is a messenger RNA of Silurus meridionalis, 2506 nucleotides long. RefSeq names its product guanine nucleotide binding protein (G protein), beta 5a (gene gnb5a). The transcript is spliced from 11 exons. The record is from RefSeq and is a predicted model, not a curated record. Gene Ontology annotation, molecular function: protein binding; signaling receptor complex adaptor activity. Gene Ontology annotation, biological process: G protein-coupled receptor signaling pathway; G protein-coupled dopamine receptor signaling pathway. Gene Ontology annotation, cellular component: heterotrimeric G-protein complex; cytoplasm. Lineage: Eukaryota; Metazoa; Chordata; Actinopteri; Siluriformes; Siluridae. The coding region runs from base 398 to 1459 and encodes 353 amino acids.